AGACGUAUACCGUAGUCCUGCAUUGAGAGGCGAGAAGGCCCCCUGAGAAGUUCUCUCAAGGAAUGGAAAGCUCUGAGGGACUUUUCUACCGUCUGGCUAAGUGAACAACUUUGGAACAGGAGAAAUCCAGAAUCAAUUGCUAGGACAAAGUGGAACUAAGUUUUCCUAUCAACCUGGCAUUUUUAAAAAGCCAUUAACAGGAUACUGAAUGUCCCCACCUCAGGAAGUCACGGCUUUGUUUACCUAUUCUGUGAUGUUGCUUGUGGAUCACACUGGAUCGCUUUAGUUUGGGCUUUAUUAGAGGUAAAUGAGUGAGGGAGGGGAAAGCACUGAGGAAGUGGAGCUACACUGGAUAUUUUUGGUCCCUAUUCAUCUGCAGGAAGACUGGCUUCAGACUUGCUCUUUCACAGAUACUUUCUCCCCCUGCUCUUGUUUUUUAUGUGGGACCUUUCUCCUUCUCACUCCUGAGUGGCUUUUUCUUGCUUGUUGCACUGAGCUUCUGCUGAUGGCCAGUGAUGGAUUGUCUGGGUUCUAGCCUCAAGAGGUCCCGUCUGCGGCGCACCACCUCUGAGAACACGGGCAAGCCUAGCUGCUUCCCCACCAAAAACCCUGAUGAAGAGGAGGCUUGUGUGGGGGUGAAGAUCGCUCAAGCGACAGAUCCUGGCAGUAGCCCUGGAGAACGCCGCAGUCAGAAACUAAGUCGGGGAUGCAGAGGCAGUGAUAAGAGUUCUAGUAGAGUAAAUGGAAGAGGCUCGGGCCGCCGCAUUCCUCAUCAUCUCAAACCACAAGUGCCUCCAAAACCAGUGCACCUCCAGACUCCGGUGACAGAGCUCUGCAAGCCGCUGGGCAGAGCCCCGCCCUUCAGCUCCAGGAUGGAGGAGGGAGGAGAAGGGGGAGGGGGGAAGGGCCGGGUGUCAGACCUCAUCAGCCGCUUUGAGGAGAACAGUCACACAGACAGCAGGAGGGAGGGUUCUCCUCUAAAGCAGCCUGUCAGAACUCCUAAGAGCAGCCCGGUGCACAACAGUGGUCAGAAACAACCGGAGCCUAAAGAGCAGCUGCCAGACUCCAGCACAGUCAGCCCUGACCAUGCUGACGGCCACUCCACCAACGGGGUGUUAGCCCAGAUGGACAGAGAGAGUGGAGAAAGCGUACAGUGCACAGACGGGCAGCCACUGCUGAACGGAGAUGUUGGGGAGCAGAUCGUGGACGGGGACAUAGAUCUGUCUCACAGUCUGAUUGAGACAGGUCAGAGAGAAGAGAGCGCGAACGAGGCCGGGAGUGAGAAUGAGGCCAGUAAGGAAGAUAAGAGUAUGGAGCACAAGGAGACCAAUGAGCAGAAGCUGUAUAAGAUUGCUAAUGAGCUCCUGCAGACAGAAAAGGCCUAUGUGGCUCGACUCAACUUGUUAGACCAGGUGUUCUGUGCCAAGCUGAUGGAGGAGGCAGGGAAAGGCACAUUCCCUGUGGAUGUGGUGAAGAACAUCUUCUCGAAUAUCUCCUCUAUCAAUGCCUUCCACAGCCAGUUCCUCCUCCCAGACCUGGAGAAACGCAUGGGAGAAUGGGAGUCGACACCUCGCAUUGGUGACAUCCUGCAGAAGCUUACCCCCUUUCUGAAGAUGUAUGCUGAGUAUGUGAGGAACUUUGAUAAAGCCAUGGAGCUGCUGAAACAGUGGACAGACCGCUCACCUCAAUUCAAAGCCCUCAUUCAGGACAUCCAGAAGCAGGAGGUCUGUGGUAGUCUAACUCUGCAGCACCAUAUGUUGGAGCCUGUGCAGAGAGUGCCUAGAUAUGAGAUGCUCCUCAAAGACUAUCUGAAGAAGCUCCCUCAGGACCACGUGGACCACAGGGAUGCUGAAAAGUCCUUGGAAAUUAUUGCCAUGGCAGCCACUCAUUCCAACACUGCCAUUCGCAAAUCCGAGAACUUGAAGAAAUUACUGGAGAUCUAUGAGAUGCUGGGGGAGGAGGAGGAUAUAGUGAAUGCCUCUAAUGAAUUUAUUAAGGAGGGCCACAUUCUCAAACUGGCAGCCAGGAACACCUCAGCCAUGGACAGAUAUCUCUUUCUGUUCAACAACAUGCUGCUGUACUGCGUUCCCAAGUUCAGCCUGGUGGGGCAGAAGUUCACAGUACGUACGCGAAUUGGAAUUGAUGGGAUGAAAGUGACAGAGACAUACAACGAGGAUUACCCCCAUACUUUCCAGGUGUCGGGCAAGGAGCGUACUCUCGAGCUGCAGGCCAGCUCUGAGCAAGAUAAAGAGGACUGGAUAAAGGCAUUCCAGGAAACAAUAGAGAUCUUUCACCAAAAGAAUGAGACGUUUAAAACAGCAUCUAAAGAAGUGGAGGAAGUGUCGAUAUCAGAGCUGGGGAAGCGUGCCCCUCGCUGGAUUCGAGACAACGAGGUGACGAUGUGUAUGAAGUGCAGAGAACCCUUCAAUGCUCUCACUCGCAGGAGACAUCACUGUCGAGCCUGUGGUUAUGUUGUGUGCUGGAAGUGCUCAGACAAUAAGGCUCCUCUGGAAUAUGAUGGGAAUAAGAUGAACAAGGUGUGUCGAGACUGUUAUUCCAUCCUAACAGGCCACACAGAGAGUGAGGAGAAAGAGGGCAAGAAGAAAGGCAUUCUGGAGAUUGAAGCAGCUCAGUUUUCUGGCAGUAGUAUAAUGUAUGGCUUCCUGCAGUACUGUGAGAAAAAUAAGCCCUGGCAGAAGGUCUGGUGUGUCAUCCCUCAAAAAGAAGCUUUAGUGCUAUAUCUGUAUGGAGCACCACAGGACGUUAAAGCCCAGUCCACGAUCCCAUUGCUGGGGUACUCUGUGGACGACACCACGCGGCCAGCAGACCCUCCAGCUAGCUUUCGUCUGACACAGUCGAAGUCUGUGCACAGCUUUGCAGCAGAGAACGAAGAGCUGAAGCAGCGCUGGCUCAAAGUGAUCCGGGUGGCUGUGACGGGCGAGGUGCCGGAAUGCCUGCCACCUGUAGAACCCCAUGGGACAGAGGGCAGUCAUGAACCCAGCUCAGAGAGCAUCUGAGAGGAGAGACUCCAGAAGAGCAACUUCUGCUUACCCGACCACAAUCAAGCCUCAGAAACGGAGAGCUUAGAGGCACAACCUGAGAAAGGACGCCUGAGAAAAAUAACACAAACUCUACACUCACUUACCUGUGGAGCAUGGAUGCCACCUGUUGAUAGGGCAGUGUAUCUCCACAUUGGAUUUAAAAUGUUCCUAAGCAACAAGAAGGAGGCUUUCCCUAUGGAACAUGGAGGUCCAAAGCGAUGGCACACACAAGUGCUUUGAAACUUCACCAGUGCCCCAAGACAGGCACCAGCAGCCUGGGCCAAAUGACAUAUGGAUGAAUGCACAGCCAUUCCCACACAUCAUGCUCAGCCCUGUUGUUAUAGUGCAGCAUAAUGUAUAAGCGUUGUAUAUACCCACAUUGUACCAUUUUAAGAGCAGCCAGUCCAUUUAGUAUAUAUGAGGGGAUGUGCCCCCUCUGUGUCUUUUAUAAAAAUAUAUGAAGUGAAUGCAGGUUUCUCCCCAAUGCUGAAGGCAAGUUUGAAAUUGAAUUCAGGCUGCAUCAGCACUCUGGGAAGAGAGUAAUCUUUACCUAGGGUCUUCAUUCACAGGGACUGCUUAUCACAUUUGGUUUCAAUUUUACAUGCAAUAAACACUCAUUAACAUCACUGCACCUGAAGAUGGGUUCAGCAGGAGCUGUGGUGCUGCAUAAACCAGCAUAAACUCAUUCCCAGCACAUUAAUGAAGAAAAAACAAAACACUCAGAUGAUACGCAGAUAUGUAACCUGAAGCAAGCAAUGCUUUCUCCUAAGCUAAGGACACCUAUACUACAGCAGUAAAGUCAACAGUUAUCUAUUGUAUUAUCAUGAGCUGGAUAAUCAUCCUUUCUUUACAGGACUAGGUAAAUUACACCACUGAAUGGUCAGUGAGACUGUGUAACGGGUGAAUCGGGUGAAUGUGUUGUUUCUCAGAUCCUAUCUCUUGUCAGGAUAGCAUUCAAUUUAAGAUGAAAGUCUGCUAUUUAAACAUAUUUGUACACAUGUACAUGUUUAUCAUCCACAAGCACAGAGUAUGUUUCCUUUUUUCUGUAUGGUGGCCAUGUUCAUGUUCGUGGAUGAGUGCUAAUGAGCUGGCCAGUGCAGACGUGUUGCGCUACUGAUGAGUGUCUUAAAUGAGACUUCCUGCGCGGGCAGAACAAUCAAGGACAAAUAGGCCCAGAAGCAGGGAGACAUAUGUAAAUGUUUUAUGAAAUACUGUAAUUAACUUUAUUAUUUAAGAAUAACUUAUAAAAGAUGUGCAUGAUUUUGAAAAGCAGUAGCACAAAGAGGAGUUUCAUACCAUUUUGCCUCCCUCCAUCAGGUUGUUCUGUCCAUUUUAUGAUUUUAGUAUUCAGCACAGCAUCAUAGUCUACAUUUGUGAAUUUGUUGUUCUUGUAUCAUUUCUUUUUCUCCACUUUCACAUUAUUGAACGCUGUUUGAGAACUGGUCAGUGUUUUACGAAUGGUAACGUGCCUGUGACAGUCACAUUUAAAACGGAGACAAAUCCUGGGCCGAUCUAGCAGUUGCGUAUUGCCUAGUAUUGCAGAUAUGUAGGCUAGGUUAUCCAUUAUAGAAAUGCACAGGUACACAGUGAGGUUUGGCCUCUGAACUAGUGUGAACACAACGCCUCUAGUCUAACCAUCCAGUGUUGUGUUGAUAGCCAGAUUCUUCUGGCAUGACAAGAACGCAAGAGCACUGGCGUGCCAUUUUAAAUGCUGAAUGUAGCCCUGUCGUUUGUUCAGAUUUUCCCCUAGCAUUAGUUAUAACAGGCUGACUCUGGAGUUAGCUGGAGAAAGACCCAAUGCUCUACACUGAAAUUUCCUCCCUUCUCCAAAUCUAAAACGCACUUUACCGUCUUCUAUAAAGUGUACCUUGUAAGAGAAAUAAAAAGGAUUAUGUA
This is a messenger RNA of Pygocentrus nattereri (red-bellied piranha), 4937 nucleotides long. It is a transcript of the gene fgd4a, whose product is annotated as FYVE, RhoGEF and PH domain containing 4a. Gene Ontology annotation, biological process: cytoskeleton organization; filopodium assembly. NCBI's taxonomy places the organism in Eukaryota, Metazoa, Chordata, Actinopteri, Characiformes, Serrasalmidae. Gene Ontology annotation, molecular function: guanyl-nucleotide exchange factor activity; metal ion binding. Gene Ontology annotation, cellular component: cytoplasm. The record is from RefSeq and is a predicted model, not a curated record. The transcript has 18 exons. The coding region runs from base 516 to 3017 and encodes 833 amino acids.